Molecule: messenger RNA, 32207 nt
Organism: Actinia tenebrosa (Australian red waratah sea anemone)
Lineage: Eukaryota; Metazoa; Cnidaria; Anthozoa; Actiniaria; Actiniidae
Cellular component (GO): extracellular region
Molecular function (GO): peptidase inhibitor activity
Source: RefSeq, a predicted model, not a curated record
GCUAGGAACUCACUACGACGACGUUUCUUGCUCACGCCUUUACUGGAGGCCAAAGCUCUCUGGGCUUGCAAGAUGAAAACUUUCUUUCUGCUUCUGGCCUUUAUACUUGGCUUUGGGGUCUGUAAUGGGCAACGAAUUCGUCCUGGUCGAUGUUCGUUCUACGAGAAGCGCAGCGAUUGUCCGGUGUAUAUCUGGGACAGAUGCACGUGCGAUCAAGAUUGUCCCCUCAACAUGAAAUGUUGUUUUACGGGCUGCAAAAACGUCUGCAUUUUUCCAGACAAGAAUGUCACCAUUACAACAAAAGCAGACGUCGUAUUCAUCAUGGACUCAUCUGGAAGCAUUGGCAUCGAUGACUACAAUAAGGAGAAGCAGUUCGUCAAAGAACUUGCCAAUAUCUUCGACAUUUCUAAAGGACAAGCCAGAUCAAGUGUUAUCAUCUAUGACGAUUUUCCAAAACUUAUAUUCGGCUUUGAAGACAGGCUUGAUAACAGGAAUGUAAGCGCAGCCAUCGAAGGUUUGGAAUACCUUAAAGGAAGAACUAGAAUAGACAAAGCGUUGGCUGUCGCGGAGGGGGUUUUUACAGAUGCGCGUCCGACUGUCCCACGUAUCGCUUUCAUUUUAACGGACGGGAAACAAACUGAAGAUUUCGAUGCCAAGCCGUUAGACGUUGCUUCGAAACCGCUCAAAGACUUGGGCGUCAAAAUGUAUGUUAUAGGCGUCGGAGCACAUGUGGAUAUUAAUGAACUGAACUUGUUGGCUGAGAGACCUCAAGACGUGUUUACAGUCGAUUCGUUUGACGAUUUGCUGAGAAGACUGAGGGAAAUUAUUCAGCAUGCAGACCAACCUGAUUCCGCCAAACCAGUCAACCUGACAGCUGAUCUUCUAUUCCUACUCGAUUCCUCAUGGACUGUUACCCAAGAUGAGUUCCAGAAAGAAAAGAAACUUGUCAAAAACUUAGCAAAAUCGUUCAAAGUUUCACCAGAUUACACCAGGGCAGGAGCAAUCACGUAUUCGGACACAGCCUUGCUUGACAUCCCACUCGAAAAGCAUUCAGACAUUGCUAGCUUUAGCUCUGACGUUGAUGGCUUGGUGUACAAGGGAGGAAGAAAGAGAAUAGAGGGUGCCUUACAGUUGGCAAGCGAUACUUUUGAUAAUGCAAGACCUCAGGUGCCUAAGAUUGCAAUCGUUUUAACACGAGGCAAUGAACUUACCGAUCUUAAUUCUUAUGCUAUGGAGAACGCAAUUCGUGGUUUACGUGAAAAGAAUGUUCACGUGUUUGUGAUAGGGGUCGGUGAGAAUUUGGAUAUCAAUGCCUUGGGUAGGAUUUCCAACAAACUAAAAAAUGUCAUCUAUGAGAAGACGUUUGAAAGGUUGGACCACUAUGCGCCGUCUGUUGCAAGAUAUAUAGCCAAGCAUACAGACAUCUCGACACCGCUUGAUCCAAACACUGAUGUCAUCUUUCUCAUCGAUUCUUCAAAAACCGUUGGCGGAGAAAACUACAAACGUGAAAAGGAAUUUGUCAAAUCGUUAGCCAAAUCUUUCAAACCAACCCAAAAAGGCCCUCGUGUGGGAACUGUCGUAUUUGACCGUACUGCCUACACGGUCAAUGCUCUUGGAGACUUCACCAGCCAUAAUGACUUUGCUCAGAAGCUAGAUAGAGCAGUGUUCCUGGGAGGGUCAAGAAGGACGGACGAGGCUCUUAGAAGAACGGGAGAUAUGUUUAAGUACAGUAAUCGAGGUGGUCCUAAGAUAGGAAUACUCGUUACUAGUGGACCAGUUUCCAAAGACGCUGAUUCAGUCCCUCUAAAUCAGGCCAUGAAAAUGAUAAGAGACUUGGGUGGAAAGAUUUAUUCCAUUGCCAUCGGGCCUGACGUCGAUGAUGGAGAACUUACGACCAUUAGUGAUCCAAGGAAUAUCAUGAGGAUGCGUGAUUUUAAGUCAUUGCAGACUAAUGUGCAAAAGGUUGGCCUUCACAUCAGUAGAACACACGGAAAGCAAAUCAAGCGAAUCGUUCGUGACUACGAUGUGGUCUUCAUGAUGGAUUCCACUUCCGAGGUCGACCCUUACAAAUAUCAGCUUCAAAAAGAGUACGUCAAAUCUCUUGCCCGAUCACUAAGCCUAGCCUCUGACUCUACCAGAGCUGGUCUUAUAAUCUACAGCAGCUACGCUACCAUCAAGUCUAGACUAGAGGGCUUUCAAUCUCUCAGAGUCUUCGAACAAGAAGUAAACCAAGCUGAAUAUCUUGGGGGUAAACGAGCAAUAGACAAAGCGCUAGACGCGGCUGCUACAGUCCUUACUUCUGGCAGACCAAAUGCAAAGAAACUUGCCAUUUUGAUAACAGCGGGAAGACAAACUGAGAGUGGAUCCAGAGCAUUAAAUGAUGCUGCCAGACCUCUGAGAUCAAUGGGUGCCAGGUUAUACAUCGUUGGUAUAGGAAAUGGGGUUGAUCCUAAUGAGCUGCGCACUGCUGUUCUGGGUCCUGAUGAUGUCAUCCAAGUGCCUUCUUUUACCGGUCUUCCAAGCAAAGCUCAAAAUACUAUCAACCGUGUUCUGGGAAUUACAGGUGCGCCAAAAGACUUUGAUGCCGAUGUACUGUUCUUCAUCGACUCUUCGAAUGGGAUCUCCCCAAGCGAGUUAACCAAUCAGAAGGAGUUUAUCAAACACACCGCAAGCUUACUAAACGUAAAGCCAGGGCAAUCAAGAGCUGCGGUCGUUAAUUAUGGAGAUAAACCAACAAUUGUGUCUGGACUUGAUAGCUAUAGUACUAUUGAAGAACUACAUAAAGCAAUAGACGGCACACAGCCAACGGGAGGAGAGAGACGAACAGACACGGCUCUUGAAAUUGCUUCGCAGAUUUUUACCCGCGCUCGUCCACAAGUACCCAAAGUUGUCGUGCUUGUAAAUGGCGGGAAACAAGGUCCCAACGCGCGAUCGCUCGACGAGGCCGCAAGGAGAUUGCGUAACCUGGGGAUCAAGACCUUUGUCGUAGCUGCUGGUCCAAAUGUUGAUUAUAAUCAACUACGUCCAGUAGUCGAGAGCCAGAGUCAUAUCACAACAGUACCCGUGUUUCUUAAAUUACACCAAAGUGCUCCAGGCCUAGCGAAACUCGUUGCUGCAAAUUCGCCAAAGCCAGAGAACUUUGACGCUGACUUGGUGCUCAUGAUCGAUUCUUCCCGCCAAAUCACACCCGAUAAACUUCAAAAGCAAAAGAACUUUGUUAAAGCUAUUGCAAGAUCAAUGAACGUGUUUCUCGGCCGAUCAAGGCUGGCGCUUGUCAACUAUGGCUCAACCUCAUUCCCAGUCGUAAACUUCGAUAGCUACAGAACUCUCGCUGAGCUAGACGCGCAAGUAGACAACGCUCGUCUUCAAGGUGGAGACAGGAGAAUAGACCAAGCCCUAGAUGGUGCAUCUGCUUUGAUUAGAAGCGCACGGCCUGACGUACCUAAAGUAAGUAUUCUCGUUACUGGUGGCAGACAUUCUUCGGUGCAGGGGGCAAGGACGUUGGAGGAAGCUGCAAAACGAAUUCGUGAUCUUGGAGCCAAGACAUACGUUGUGGGAGUCGGUGAUGGACCAGAUAAAAACCAGCUAAGACCUUUGGUUCAGCACUCACAAGAUGUGAUUGAUGUCAAUGAUUUUGAUGCACUGCAGUCCAAAGGAAGUGAAAUUGGACGUAUGAUAAUGAGCCGAUCAGGUGCUCCACCAUCUUUCUCGUCUGACGUCAUCUUUUUGGUCGAUGCGUCAUCCGGAGUCAGCCAAUCAGAUUUCAACACCCAAAAGAAUUUUGUCAAACAGCUGGCACGUCUUCUUAACGUUGCUCCAGGAAAGUCUCGAGGCGCAUUUGUGACUUACGCCGACAAUCCUAACACUGUGUUCUCGUUCAACGAUUACACAUCAAUGGAUAAUUUCGAUGAAAGAGUCGAUCGCGCGCCAUUCCUUGGAGGUACGAGACGAAUAGACAACGCACUUGACGCUGCAACUCGCCUGGUAAAACAGGCACGCUCUGAGGUGCCCAAGCUUGUUGUGCUUAUGACAACUGGACGGCAAGGGCCAGGAGCCAAAAGUCUAGCUGAAGCUGUAAAGCCGUUGAAUCGACUUGGCGCUAAGACAUUUGUUGUGGCUCUCGGCAGCGAAGCUGACCCAACAACGUUGUUACCAGCUGUUGAGAGUUCCAAAGAUCUCACGCUUGUUAAAUCAUUUGGUGAUUUAAUUUUGCGUGCUCCUCCUUUAUCAAGACACAUCGCAAGAGAAUCCGAUUCUUGCACUGCGGCAGCCGACAUUGCCUUUUUAGUCGAUUCUUCAGGAAGCAUCGGUCCAGACGAUUAUUCAAAGAUGAAAUCAUUUGUCUCGGCGAUGGCGAAGAAGUUCCGAUUAUCGCCAACAGGAUCACGUGCGGCAGUGAUACUCUACAGUGACCAAGCAGUCAAGGAAAUCGAUUUUACUUCCUUCACGAAUGCAGAGGACUUUAGAAAUGCCGUGGAAGCUCUUCCUCAACAGCGUGGAAGAACGCGCAUUGACAAAGCCUUAGGACUUGCAUACAGAGACUUUUUUGGGCCAGGAGGGACUGCGCGCCAAAACAUCCAACGCAUUGCGGUGGUUCUUACUGACGGACAACAAACUCCAGACCCAGAUGCUGUUGACCUGGAUAUUGCAGCAGAUCAACUGAGGAAAGGGAAUGUUUAUAUUUUGGCUGUUGGUAUCGGGCAUAUGGCUGAUAGGAAAGAACUAAGGUUGAUGACGGAGAGAGAUCAGGAUGUUUAUAUGGCUGAUUCGUUUGAUGAUCUCCUAAAUAGAGUUGGUGCUUUUGCACAGACAGCCUGUAGAGUCCAGCAACGCCCGACCACCUUACAAGCAGAUAUAGUCUUCUUAAUGGAUUCUUCCUCACAAGUCAGUAGCAGCACCUACAAGGGAGAAAAAGAACUCGUCAAAUACCUUGCUAAACUGCUGAACAUCUCACCUGGUAACUCAAGGGGUGCGGUGGUAACAUACGGAGCCACUGCUCAACGUGUGAACAUGUUUGACGAAUACGGAACCAUUUCAGCAUUUGAAAACGCUGUCGACCAAGCCCCUCAUGUAGGAGGCAACAGAAGGAUGGACGGAGCCUUGGAAACUGCGUCCACAGUUCUGGCAUCAGGCAGACCCAACGUGCCCAAGAUUGCUGUCUUACUCACCACAGGGAAGCAAGAACCCGCGUCUAAUGCCAAGACGUUUAAUAGGAGUUCUCAGUUACUCCGUGAUCUUGGGAUUAAGACUUUCGUUAUCACUAUUGGACAACAACCUUCUCAGAGAGAACUCUUACCUGUUGUUGACAAACCACAAGAUAUUUUAUUGGUCCGCGGAAUCGAUAAUAUUAAACCACAAGUAAAGUCAAUUUCGAAAGGAAUUGCUCAAACAGGUGCUCCACGAAGCUUCACUGCUGACGUCAUUUUCUUGGUUGACACAUCAUCGAAUGUGACGUCAUCUCAGUUCACCCGCGAAAAGGCCUUUGUCAAACAAUUAAGCAAACAGCUGAACGUACGACCAGGUCAAUCUCGAGCAGCACUCAUCCCAUACGGGAACACUGCUAAUGUUGGUCUUAGAUUCGAAGGCUAUAAAACUUUGGACGAAUAUGAAAAUGCGAUCGACAACUUACGACCCGUGGGGGGACCCCGUAGGGCAGAUCGGGCGUUAUCCGCAGCAGCUCAAAUAAUCAAAGAAGGGCGACCCAAUGUACCGAAGAUUGUGGUGCUUCUGACAGCUGGUAAACAAGAUUCUCUGGCAGAUCCUCUAUCAAGAGCGGUAAUACCUGUUGCAGACCUUGGAGUUCGGACGUAUAUCAUUAGUAUUGGUUCUGAUAAAGAUCCUGACCAGUUGAAGCCAGCUGUUCGUACACCUAAUAAUUUGUUCAAUGUUACUUCAUUCAGUCAUCUUACUGAUAGAGCCCCUGGUGUUGCAAGACAGAUCUCUUCAAGCACACCAAGUUGUACAAUCCCUGUUGACUUGACCUUCAUUGUGGAUUCAUCCGGAAGUAUUGGUCAAAGAAACUACACCAAGAUCAAAACAUUUGUAUCAACUUUAGCGAGUAAAUUCGGAGUUUCUCGUAAUGGCUCCCGCGCUGCAGUCAUUCUUUACAGCGACUAUGCAAAAGUAGAGAUCGACUUUGGUGAUCAGACAAGCAUCGAAGACUUCCAUAUCAAAGUUGCAAGCCUGCCUCAUCAGCGUGGAAGGACGCGUAUUGAUCGAGCUCUUCAGAUGGCAUAUGUAAAGCUCUAUGGUCCUGGAGGUACCGCGCGUCGUGGAGUUCAUAGAAUCGUUAUAGUGUUGACAGAUGGACAACAGACCAAAGAUCCAGAUACUGUUCCGUUAGAUAAGGCAGCAACUGCACCGAGAAGGGAAGGGGUUUAUAUUUUUGCUGUAGGAAUCGGUUCUUACGUCAGUAGGAAGGAACUGAGACUCAUGACGGAGAGAGAUGAUGAUGUUGUCAUGGCGACGUCUUUUGACGAUUUGUUGGCAAAAGUUGGAACAUUUUCAAAAACUACGUGUGAAGAGCCACAGACACCAACUGAUGCUAAUUUAGACGUGGUUUUCGCCAUCGAUUCUUCAAUCGACGUCAAAAAAACCGAAUUCGACCAACAAAAGUUCUUUGUCAAAAACAUUGCUCGUUCAUUAAACGUGGAGCCUGGUAAGUCACGUGCUGCCCUGGUUACCUAUGGCAACAACCCAAGGCGAGUAUUCCUGUUCAAUGGUUACGACUCUAAAGCUGACUUUGAGUCUAAAGUAGACGGCGCAACACCACAAGGGGGAUAUCGACGAAUCGACCGAGUUCUCGAAGACGCUACUCAAAUAUUCAACUCAUCUCGACAAGAUGCAUCUAAGGUCUUCGUUCUGCUCACCGCUGGCGGACAAUACCCUGAAGUCGGCGCCAAAUCACCUGGCUUAGCAUCACUUCCUUUGCGUGAUUUAGGAGCGAAGAUGUAUGUUAUUCAUGUCGGAAGUCAGCCCCGCCCCAAAGAGAUCUACAAAGUAGUAAACAGAGCUGAGGAUGUAAUUCCUGUUAAAACUUUUGAUACUCUGGCCUUCUUAGGCAGCUCUAUAGGGAGAGAGAUCGCCGAGGGAGCUGCAAUUCAAAAAUGUGACGUCAAGAUCGACUUAGUAUUCAUCGUCGAUUCAUCUGGUAGCAUCAGGAGAAGGGAUUAUAAAAAGAUGAAAUACUUCAUUAUUGAUUUUGCUAGUAGCUUCGUCAUGUCGCCCACUGACACCCGCUUCGGGCUGGUCUUAUACAGCAACGAUGCGAAGAAAGAAAUGGACUUUGGCGAUUUUAACGACAUAAACAGUUUUUCAAUCGCUGUAGUAGGCCUGCCACAUCAGAAGGGUAAGACCAGAAUCGAUAGAGCGCUUUUGUUGACUUAUAAGGACUUCUUUGGACCAAGAGGCACUGCGCGCCGUGAAGUCUUACAUAUUGCGGUUGUGAUGACUGAUGGCAGACAGACCAAGUCUGAAAAUGCAGUUGCACUGGACAGAGCAUCAGAGCCUCUGAAGCGAGCAGGUGUUCAUAUGAUUGCAGUUGGGAUAGGCAUGGACGCCGAACGAAACGAAUUGAGACUAAUGACAAACCAAGAUGACGAUGUUGUCAUGACGGAAUCUUUUGACACACUUCUGAAUAGAGUUAAAGGUUUUGCAGAAACUGCCUGCGAAGUCCCCAGUGCUCCCGUGGUGAACGGUGACAUCGUGUUCCUGAUCGAUUCAUCUUCUCCCGUCGACGCAAACCAAUACCUAAAGCAAAAAGAAUCAGUUAAAUCUCUUGCCAGAUAUCUAAACGUCAAACCAGGCCAUUCCAGAGCAGCUCUCAUAACCUAUGGCAGCACAUCGUCUAAAGUCAUCGAUUUUGGGGGCUACUCGACCCUUGGUGAGUUCGAUGCUCUUGUGGAUCGUGCAGGAAGAGUUGGAGGAUCCAGACGGGUUGACUACGCUUUGGACGCAGCGAAGGAGGCUCUUUAUGAAGCCCGUCCCAACGUGCCUAAGGUUGUUGUGCUCUUAACAGCAGGACGAACGUCUCCGGAAGUUACCGCUCGAGCCCUGCAAGGAUCCGCCAAAUCCCUGAGAAACAUUGGAGCCAAAACAUACGUAAUAGCAAUUGGAAGUGAACCAGAUAAAACCGAGCUUCUACCGACAGUGCAGGAUCCAAAAGAUGUCUUUAGAAUACAGACGUAUGAUUUGUUGCCUGUUGAACUGCCUACCACUGCGAGACAGAUCAGCGAUCGUACAGGAGCCCCACCAAACUUCGGAGCGGACAUCGUAUUCUUAGCAGACUCAUCAGUUGACGUAAGUCCUUCAGACUUCACGAAACAAAAGUCUUUGGUGAAGCUGAUGGCUAAUCUACUCAACAUCCACUCACUGAAAUCACGUGCAGCCUUUGUUACCUAUGGCAACACCGCUAAUGUUGUGACGUCAUUCCUUGACUAUGGAUCAAUCGCAGCGUUUGAAAGGCUGGUCGAUAAUGCACCUCCAGUCAAUGGUACAAGACGAAUGGAUGUAGCCAUCGACACAGCAACCCAACUCAUGUUACAAGCACGUUCUGGGGUCCCAAGGAUCGUUGUUCUCCUAACAGGAGGGAAAGAUGGCGUCUCCGCACAACCCCUUGAUGUGGCUGUACAGCGACUAAAAGAUUUGGGGAUUCGUUCGUAUGUUAUAGCGUUCGGUGCGAAACCUGAUCUGGAGCAUUUGCGAACAGCUGUGGAUAAAUCUGAGAAUCUGUUGUUUUACCCGGUGUCCAAAGACCUGAGGCCAAAGGGACCAGAAACGGCCAGACACGUGGCCUACACUUCUCCAAUCUGCAACGCUCCCGUGGACUUAGCUUUCAUCGUAGAUUCAUCUGGAAGCAUCAGCACACAAAACUACAUCAAAAUGAAACAAUUCAUCUCUCACAUGGCAAGUCUGUUCAACAUCUCUCCCACCGGCGCACGCGUGGCUGUGAUACUUUACAGUAACGAUGCAAGAACUGAGAUCGACUUUGGUUCCUACUCUAGUCAUAAGACCUUCCGAGAUGCUGCGUUAAGGCUUCCGCAUCAGAGAGGGCUGACAAGGAUAGACCGUGCCCUGAAGGUUGCGUACGAUGACCUGUAUGGUCCAACUGGGUCAUCGCGUCGUGGGGUACAGAAAAUAGCUGUAGUGUUAACGGAUGGUAAACAGACUCCUGCAGUUGAUGCAGUCCCUCUAAAUCAGGCAUCCGAGCCCCUCAAGCAGAGUGAGGUAGAAAUCCUAGCCAUUGGUAUAGGAAGUCAAGCGGAUAGAAGCGAAUUAAGACUGAUGACCAAACGAGAAGAGGAUGUGUAUAUAGCCAUUUCCUUUGAUGAUCUGCUCAUCAAGGUUGUACAGUUUUCACAAAGCGCAUGUAAUGUCCCAAAGAAGCCAACAGACGCUAAUGCUGACGUCAUAUUUCUCAUGGAUUCCUCGUACAUCGUCGGACCACAAAGAUAUCACACAGAAAAGGACUUCGUGCGUUCCCUCGCACGAUAUUUGAACGUAACGGUAGGAAACACCCGCGCAGCUGUAGUUACCUAUGGUAAAAACGCCACUAAGGUCCUCGGCUUCACAGAUUACAAGACAGUCGCGGAAUUUGAGAGAAGACUAUUAAACGCCCCGUCGGUGGGUGGGGUCAGGAGAAUUGACUCCGCCAUUAAGGCUGCAGAAGAUCUUUUUACAGAAACCAGACCAAAUGCCAAAAAGAUCGUAGUAUUGCUGACCGCUGGCCAACAAGCUCGCGUUAUAGACUCCAAAGCGUUAGACCUUGCGACCAAGCCUCUUCGAGACGCGGGAGCUCAGACGUUCGUGAUUUCUAUCGGAGCUGACGCGAAGGAGCAAGAGCUACGCCAGAUAGUUGUCAAUCCCAGAGAUAUCUUUAAAGUCGGAUCGUUUGAUGUUCUCUAUCCAAGAGCUUAUCCUGUUGCCAGGGAAAUAGCGAAGUCUCCAGCUCCACAGAAACCAGCUAAACCGGAGAACAUAAAUGCAGAUAUUCUGUUUCUCGUUGACUCUUCGUCUCCCGUCAGUAAAGAGGACUUUCAAAAGCAAAAGGACUUCGUCUCAUCGAUCUCUAGGUAUCUAAAUGUAGAUACAGGAAAAUCAAGAGGUUCUCUCAUCAUCUACGGAGGACAAGCCAGACAAGCGAUUAACUUUAAUGGUUACAUAACAUACGAAGACUUCGUUGAUCAAGUAAAUAAAGCGCCUUAUUUGGUUGGGCCCAGACGUAUAGACGAAGCAAUGGCACUAGCUGUUGAUUCCUUUAAGAAUUCCAGACCGAACGUCCCCAAGAUAGCAGUUCUAUUAACCACAGGACCUCAAACGCCAAUCCCGGGAUAUACGCCCUUGGAUCAGGCAGUGAAGCCCUUGCUUAACAAUGACAUAAGACCAUAUAUUGUUGCUAUUGGACGAGACAUCGACCAAUGGGAUAUGAAUACGGCUGUAGCUGGGCCUGAGGAUGUAUUUCCUGUGAACAACACGCAACAGCUUCUACCAAGAGCGAGUCCUAUUGCAAAGGAAAUAGCAGGAAGAGCAGGUGCACCACCUGGAUUUAUAACUGAUGUCAUCUUCCUGGUCGACUCGUCAUGGCAAGUUAACCGUAGAGACUUUGAAUUAGAAAAAGACUUUGUAAAGCAUAUGACUAGUCUACUAAACGUCCAGCCUGGCAAAUCCCGCGCCGCCAUGGUAACGUAUGGAGUAAAUCCUCGAACUGUAUUCAGAUAUGGUGAUCAUGUUGAUCGUUCAGGUUUGGAAUAUGCUGUCAAUAACGCUCCUUAUAUAGGAGGAGUUCGACGCAUGGAUCUCGCUUUGAGCGCCACCAGACAACUUCUCUAUGAAGCUCGUCCAGAUGUAAAGAAAACCGUCGUCCUUGUCACAGCUGGAAGAGAAGGAACUGGAGCGAGCCCGCUCGAUCCUAUUGCCCGACAGAUUCAAGAAGCUGGGGCUGAGACCUACGUUGUUGCUAUUGGCAACAGACCAAAUAUGGAAGAACUUCAACCCGUGGUUCAAAAUCAAGUUGACAUCUUUCCUGUUUCUAGUUUUGUUGGGCUACGGCCGAAAGCUCCUCAGAUCGCAAGACACAUCGCGAAGAGAGCACAGACAUGCCAGUAUCCUGUAGACAUCGCCUUCAUCCUUGAUUCAUCAGGGAGCAUCGGCAGAAAGAACUACGUCAAAAUAAAGUCAUUCGUUUCCAGCAUUGCGCGUACAUUUGAUAUCUCGCCAACUGGAUCCCACGCAGCGGUAAUUCUCUACAGUAACGACGCCGACACAGUUAUUAACUUUAACCAACAAACAAACAUCAAUGAUUUCUCUCGCGCAGUUCAAAGUCUUCCUCAUCAAAAAGGCAAAACACGAAUCGACCGCGCUCUCCAAAAAGCGUAUCAAGAUUUGUUCGGUCCCGGUGGAACAGCGCGCAGAGGAGUCCAGAAAAUUGCCCUAAUUCUAACUGAUGGCGAACAGACAAAAACACCAGAUUCGAUUGAGUUAGAUGAGGCUGCGUCGCCUCUUAAAAGAGAAGGCGUCUACAUGAUGUCGGUCGGAAUAGGAAAGUACGCAAAUAGAAAGGAACUAAGAUUGAUGACGGAGAGCGAUGACGAUGUUAUCAUGGCCAGUUCGUUUGAUGAUUUACAGGAGAAGGUGGUGUCUUUUAAGAAGAAGGCUUGUGAAGGGCCAAGAAAACCAACCAACGCCAACGCUGAUGUCAUAUUUCUGGUCGACUCAUCCUCGAGUGUUAGUCAAUCCAAUUACAAUCAAGAAAAAGACUUCGUCAAACAGAUAUCCAAGCACCUCAACGUUAAACUUGCAGGAUCAAGAGCUGCUUACGUAAGCUACGGGGACCAACCAAGAACUGUCUUUAAAUUCAACGAAUAUAGAUCUUCCGCAGAAUAUGAAGGAUUAGUUGAUGGUGCGCCUUACGUUGGGGGACAGAGAAGGAUGGACAGAGCUUUAGAUGCUGCGAGCACGCUUCUCCUGGAAACAAGACCAUCUGCACCAAAGAUCGUUGUUCUUUUAACAGCUGGGAGACAGUCGCUCGGUGUUAACACAAGGUUAAUCGACGAAGCUGCUGCUCGCCUUCGGGUUAAGGGUGCAAAGACGUAUGUGAUUGCGAUUGGUGCGGGACCGAAUAAAAAUGAAAUCGGGGGAACCGUUGAUCGACCAGAAGAUAUAAUCCCAGUCAGAUCCUUCAACAAUUUAAGGUCAAAAGCAUCGCCUAUCUCUAGAGAAUUGGCAGGCGGAACAGCCCCAGAGAUAGAUUCAUCCUGGUCUGCUGACGUCGUCUUCCUCAUUGACUUCUCAACCACCGUUAGCGAAAACGACUUCAUAAAAGAAAAGACAGCGGUCAAGACUAUGGCCAGACAUUUCAAUGUAUCUCCAGGAAAGUCCAGAGCAUCGGUGAUUACUUACGGCAAUAGCAACAUACGUGCAACUGGCUUUGACGACUACAAAAAUAUUCAAGAAUUUGAUAACAGAGUAGAGCAAGCUCCAAGAAUUGGUGGACGAAGAAGAAUUGAUCGUGCACUGGAAACCGCCGUAAGCGAGCUUCUCCGAUCAAGACCAACUUCUAGAAAAAUAGUGGUUCUUCUGACAUCCGGUCGAGAGACUCCAGAAUCGGACACAAAACCACUGACUGAGGCCUCAGAACCACUUCGAAGACUUGGCGUGCAAACGUAUGUGAUGGCGAUAGGUGGUAAUCCAAAUGGACAAGAACUCCGUCCAGUUGUUGGUCAGCCUGAGGAUAUAUUCUUCAUUGAAAACUUCGAUAGCUUGACUACAAAAUCAACACCAGUUGCGAAGAAAAUACUUAAACGAUCAGGCGAUAAGCCCGGACCAUUCAAUGGAGAUGUCAUUUUUCUAAUGGACUCGUCUACCCCUAUUAGUUCUCUUGAACACUUCCACGAGCAAAAGCUCGUCAAAAUAAUAUCCAAAUACCUCAAUGUCGCACCAAACAAGUCAAGAGCAGCCGUCCUUACAUAUGGAUGGGAUCCUGAAAUCGUCACCGAUUUCGUAGGAUAUCGAACGGUGGCAGACUUCGAAAGAUUUGUCGACAAUGCGGUUUCUAAAGGAGGACCAAGAAGAAUUGACAAGGCUUUAGACGAGGCCGUCAACAUUGCCAAGUCAACAAGGCCUGGUUAUCCAAAGAUUGCUGUUUUGUUGACAGCAGGACGUCAGAGUCCUGAUGCCAAAGACCUACAAGAAGCUGCACAACGCCUAAGGGACCUAGGCAUGAAGACUUAUGUUAUAGGAAUAGGUCAACAGCUAAAUAAAGGAGAACUACAACCUGUAGUUGACAAGCCAGACGAUAUAUUUAUGACUGAUGUUUUUAAUACCUUGCAGUCCGUAGCACGACCAACAGCACGCAACAUGGUGAGACGACUUGGCGCUCCGCUCAGUUUUUCAGCAGACAUCAUAUUUGUUGUUGAUGCGUCCAAGGACGUCUCCAUACCCGACUUUAAAAGAGAGAAGCAACUUGUUAAUUAUCUUGCAAGACUGUUGAACAUCAAGCCCCAAGGCUCAAGGGGCGCCUUGAUAACGUUCGCAGAUUCUCCCAAAACAAAUAUAAUUUUUGACAGCUAUAAAGAUUUACCCGACUUCCAGACACAAGUAGGCACCUCUCCAUACAUCGGAGAUGCAAGGAAAAUAGAUAGAGCUGUCAGAUCUGCUGCUGAGUUGAUGAAGCGAGCGAGACCCGACGCCUCGAAGAUUGUAGUUCUACUAACUAACGGAAGACAGGCUCCAGGAGCGGAAGGAAUGAGGGAAGCUACGAGACCUCUCCGAGAACGUGGGGCGAAGACAUUUGUUGUUGCCGUUGGCUCUCAACCAAACUUACGAGAUUUAUCUGGAGCAGUUGACAAACCUGAUGAUCUAAUGAAGUUUGCUGACUUUGACGCGGUUCUUCCAAAGGGGCCAGAUAUUUCACGACAUAUUUCAUCAAGCAUUCCAUCGUGCAGUGCAGUAGUCGACAUUGCUUUCCUCGUAGAUUCUUCUGGGAGCAUUGGCCGGAAAGAUUAUGUAAAAGUAAAAACAUUCGUCGCUGAAUUCGCCAAGAAUUUCCAAAUUUCUGUGUCAGGAUCUCGUGCUGCUGUUAUUCUUUACAGUAACGACGCAAAGACAGAAAUCUCCUUCGGUGACCACUCGAGCUGGGACGCCUUCAACAAUGCAGUUCUCGCCUUAGAACACCAAAAAGGCCUCACAAGAAUAGACCGUGCCUUACAGCUUGCAAACAGGGAUUUGUUUGGUCCUGGUGGGUCAGCGCGUAGAGGAGUGCAGAAGAUAGCUGUUGUACUAACAGAUGGAAAACAAACUGUUAGUUCUGACGCUCAACCGCUUGAUCUUGCAUCGGAGCCCCUGAAGAAGGAGGGUGUAUACAUUGUUGCGAUAGGUAUCGGUAAAAACGUUGAUAGAAAAGAACUCAGGUUAAUGACGGAGAAUGACGCAGAUGUCCUUGUGGCUGAUUCGUUUGAUGACUUGAGAAACAGAGUUGAUAAAUUGGGAAAAAGUGCUUGUGAAGAACCAAGGAAGCCAACCAACGCUAAUUUAGACGUUUUGUUCUUGGUUGACUCGUCAUCUGACGUCAGUAGAGAAAACUUCCAACUAGAAAAGCAAUUCGUGACAAACAUUGCCAGAAGCCUCAACAUCGUCCCUGGCCAAUCACGUGGAGCCUUAAUAACUUACGGUCAAAACCCAAGAAUCUCGUUCCGAUUUGAUAGCAAUCGAAAUACUGCAGAGUUUGAUAGACUGGUUAGCUUAACACCCUACGUGGGUGGAGCUAGACGCGUUGAUCGUGCACUCGGCGACGCAGCUGAUGUAAUUAGGGAAUGUAGACCAAAUGUUCCGAAGGUGGUUAUUCUUCUCACAGCUGGAAGACAUGCUUCUGAUCCUGGCGCAAAGUCCUUGGACGAAGCCACUAAACCCCUUCGUGACCUGGGCGCAAAAACAUAUGUGAUAGCUAUCGGUGAUUCUGUUAAUAAGCCUCAGCUGAGACCGAUCAUUGAAAGACCUGAAGAUAUUAUACCAGUGGAUGGUUUCAAUAGACUUCGUCCUCUUAGUCCAUCUAUAGGCAGAGAAGUCGCAAAAGGCGCAACUACAAAGAAGGCUGAACCCCCAGAUAGAAUAGUUGCAGAUGUUGUAUUCUUAAUGGACUCGUCUUCCUCUACCGGAAACAACAAUUUUAGAAUAGAGAAAGAAUACGUGAAGUCUCUAGCUAAAGUACUGAACAUCAGGCCUGGAAAUUCCAGGGCAGCUAUAAUGACCUAUGGUGAUACUCCAAGACUUGUGACUAAAUUUGAUGGAUAUAACACAGUAAAGGACCUUGAAAAUCUGAUAGAUGGCGCUCGGUUUGUUAGUGGUCCAAGAAGAAUAGACCGAGCAUUGGAAUAUGCAUCGUCUGUUCUUAGUGAAGGAAGAAAAAAUGUCCCUAGAAUAACUGUACUUCUAACAAGUGGUCGACAACCCUCCCUUCCCAAUGGGAAGACGCUGGAAGCAGCUUCUCAGCCUUUAAGAGACAUUGGUUCUAAUACCUACAUCAUUGCUAUUGGAGGAGAUCAUGAUAGGACAGAAUUGAGACGCUUAGCACAGAAACCUGCUGAUGUGUUCUUUGUUGAUUCGUUUGAUCAACUUCAAACAAAUAUUAGACCAACUGCUCGACAUAUUGCUAGAAAUUCAGUAAUUCGUGAGUUGAACCCCUACGAAACAGACGUUGUCUUCAUCGUGGAUUCGUCCAGCCGUGUUCCACAGAGAAGUUUCACAGCAGAAAAGAAAUUCGUAAAGUCUGUCUCUCGUCUACUUAACGUCUACCCUGAAAAAUCUAGAGCAGCUAUAGUAACUUAUGGCAACACAGCUUCAAGAACCGUAGACUUUGGUUCCCCUUCAAGAACAAGGGCCGAUUUUGAGCGUGAAGUUGAUGCAGUUUCUUUAAUUGGCGGUGAAAGACGUAUUGAUAAAGGGUUAGAAAAGGCAGCUGAAGUUCUUUCAGAAGCACGACCAAACGUUACUAAGGUUGCCUUGCUGAUAACUUAUGGUCGGCAAUUGUCUUUGGCAGACAGAAGUGAACUUGAAAGAGUUAGGAAGCGUAUCCGUGAUGUUGGUGCGAAAGUUUUUGUUGUGUCGAUCGGAAACGAACUGAGUACGCAAGAUUUGCUUUCGUAUGUAGAUAGAAAAGAAGAUAUCAUUAGAAUGGAUAGAUUUGAAGUCUUGGAACCUGGUUCCCUUCCAAUAUCCAGACAAAUCAUGGGAAAUUCUGGAAUUGCCCCAAGUUUUGAAGCCGAUGUGAUUUUCCUAGUUGAUUCCUCUUCAAGAGUUUCACAGUCGAAUUUUGUCCGACAGAAGGAGUUUGUCAAACAUCUAGGACGACAACUGAAUAUCAUGCAAGGAAGAUCACGUGGAGCUCUUGUCAGUUACGGUAGCACCGCACCAAUAUCGUUCUCCUUUGAUAACUACACGACGGCAGAACAGUUCGAGAGGAAUGUCGACAGAGCACCAUACAUGGGUGGCAAUAGGAGAACAGAUAAAGCCUUGGAAGCUGCGCGGAACCUGAUAGCAAGUGCAAGACCACACUUCCCGACACUCGUUGUGCUUCUUACCGCCGGACGACAAGCUCCUGAAGCUGUCUCUCUCGUAUCCGCCGCUCAACCUCUUCGCAGGCCUGGUGUUGAUAUUUACGUCGUGUCUAUUGGAUCUGAAACAGAUGAUUCUGAACUCAGACAAGUUGUGAGAAGGCCCCAAGACUUGAUCAAGAUUGAGGAGUUCACUGACUUAAGACCAAAAGUUCAAGACGUGGCGAAGACACUUGCCUCAACUCCUGUGUCCUGCACCGCUCCAGUAGACAUCGCCUUCAUUGUUGAUUCUUCGACAAGCAUCUCAAGGCAGGACUACAGUUUGAUGAAAGACUUCAUCGCGCGGUUUGCAGCUAAAUUCAACGUCUCUUCCACCAAUUCUAGAGCGGCUGUAAUCCUUUACAGCAGCAAUGCUAUAACAGAGAUCAACUUCUAUGAUCACAGUAGCUUCCAGAGUUUCAAGGCCGCCGUAGAAAGAUUACCACAACAGCGUGGAGCCACAAGAAUGGAUGUCGCGCUUAAUAAGGCGUACAGUGACUUGUUUGGUCCCGGAGGAUCAGCUCGACGAGGUAUCCAGAGGAUAGCAUUGCUUGUAACAGAUGGAAGGCAAACUAGUGCUAGUGAUGCUGUCUCACUUGAUAAGGCAUCACAACCUCUAAAGGAAGCAGGAGUACACAUAAUUGCAGUCGGGGUUGGUGGGGAUGUUGAUAAAGGAGAGCUAAGAGCAAUUGUGAAGAAGGAUGAAGACACUGUCUUGGCAACCUCAUUUAAUGAACUCUUGAACAUGGUUGGAUCUCUUGUGCAGCAUGCUUGCGAAGGAUCAAAAGAACCGCUAGACACAGAAGUUGAUGUGUUAUUCGUGGUAGAUUCGUCUUCCACAGUACCCAGAGAUGACUACAAAAAAGAACAAGAAUUCGUCACGACGAUGGCUCGUUCACUCAAUAUUCCCAACGGAAAGGCACGUGUGGGAUACAUCACAUACGGUAGCACAGCAAUGGUGCCAUUCACUCUCGGCAGUUAUACGGACCUAAGCGACUUCGAUGAUAAAGUAUACAAGGCUAUCUAUGUAGGAGGAAGCAGACGUAUCGAUAGAGCGCUAAUCAUGGCAGGAAGAGAGCUGCAGCGAGAAGGAAGACAAGGUGUCCCAAAGCUUGUUGUUUUGUUAACGGCAGGUCGUCAGUCGCCAGCUUUAGAUGCAGUGUCUUUGGAGCAAGCUUCUAAGCCUCUCCGUGAUAUGGGUGCUAAGACCUAUGUUAUAGCUCUUGGAAACCAGCCAAGUACUCAAGAAUUGACACCAGUAGUGGACAGACCUGAAGAUAUACUUUCUGUCCAAUCGUACGAUAAUCUGCGACCUCGUGCGCAUCCGAUUGCUUCUGACAUAACAAAAAGGAUAAGUAAAAAGGCUCCAAAGCCAGUCGCAUCUGACAUCCUAUUUAUUAUGGAUUCUUCCUUCCUCGUGAGCUUUGAAGACUACACACUCGAGAAGACCUUCGUUAAUAACAUUGCAAAGGCUUUAAAUAUUGCUCCUGGAAAAUCUAGAGGAGCGGUGAUAACCUACGGCAAUAGACCCAUCCUUGUGGCAAGAUUUGGUGAUUACAAUACACAUGAACAGCUUAAGAGUGUGGUUGACAGAGCUCCGUUUCCAGGGGGAGUCCGAAGAAUCGAUCGAGCAUUGGAAGCUGGUUCUACUGUCCUUCAGCAAUCAAGACCUGAUGUCCCUAAAGUAGUUGUACUUCUAACAUCCGGGCGGCAGUAUCCGGCCUCUGGAGCAAAAUCUCUAGACGAAGCUGCCAAACCACUGCAGGACCAGGGCGCAAAGAUGUAUGUCAUUGCUAUUGGUAAAGAAACAGACAGUACGGAACUAAGGGCCAUCGUUGACUCGCCAGACAAAGUAGUAGAUAUUGAUAGCUUUAGAGGACUUAACCCACAAGUUCCUUCCAUCGCCAAAAAGAUCAUUGAAGGAUUGACCGAUCCUGUGAUUAAAGUUGAUCCUCUUGAUGCAGACGUUGUCUUCUUGGUGGAUUCAUCUUCUUUGGUUAGUCAGCAGGAUUUCACAAAAGAAAAAGACUUUGUCAAGCAAGUAGCAAGGUAUCUCAGUAUCACUCCAGGAAAAUCACGUGGAUAUGUUAUCACUUAUGGAGACAGGACCGAGGACGUAGUCCGAUUUGACAGCUACAGGAGCACGCCAGAGUUCGAGAGAGCAGUAGACGCGGCGCGAUUUAUAGGAGGAUCAAGGAGAGUUGACCGUGUAUUGGAUUCUGCGAAGAAUGCACUUUCAAAUGCUAGGCUAGACGCUCCAAAGAUUGUUGUUCUACUGAUAGCAGGGCGACAAACUCCUGCAGCAGAUGCUAAAAACCUGGAUGAAGCAGUUAAACCGUUGCGAGACCUUGGUGCAAGAACAUACGUUGUUGCUAUCGGACGAGCUCCAAGCAAACAAGAACUGCAACCCAUUGUUGAGAGGCCAGGAGAUAUUAUUGAGGUGGUCAGAUUUGAAGGACUUAAGUCAACAGCAUAUCCAACAGCUAAAAGUAUCGUAGAUCGAUCAAGUGUUCCGCCUUAUUUUGAUGCAGACGUAGUCUUUUUGACGGAUUCGUCAAGUGACGUCCAAAACAGUGACUUCAAAACCCAAAAGGAGGUUACAAAGACUUUAGCAAAACAUUUCAACGUUCAGCCUGGUAAAUCUCGAGCAGCUCUUUUCACUUACGGGAGCACCCCAUCUCUACAAUUUCAAUUUGAUGGUUACAAAACCAUCUCUGAGUUUGAAACCAGAGUCGAUAGAGCCGUUCCCGUAGGUGGUAAUCGACGUAUAGACAAGGCAUUGGAAGCCACACAAAAGCUAUUCAAAGUGUCUCGGCCAAAGGUUCCUAAAAUCAUAGUGGUUUUCGUAUCAGGAAGACAAGCUUUUGGUUCAGAUGACCUCAAUGAAAGGAUUGCCCCUUUACGCAAAGCCGGUGUUAAAACAUACGUUAUCGCUGUCGGUAGCGCACCAGAUACGAAUGAACUAAGACCAUUAGUUAGCACACCUGAAGAUAUGUUUAUCAUUCCUAGUUAUGACGGUCUGGCUCCUAAAGGGCCAGCGGUAGCCAAACAUAUUGGAAAAAAAUCGGAAACUUGCUCGCACGUGGCCGACGUUGCAUUUAUCGUGGAUUCGUCAACUAGUAGCAGAAGGAACUACGAAAAAGUCAAGCUGUUCAUCUCAAGAUUAGCAAGCACAUUUGAAAUCUCGCCCACUAAAUCCCGUGCUGCAGUCGUCCUCUACAGCUCUGACGCACGGACAGAAAUCAACUUCAACGACUACACGAGUAUCAAUGAUUUCUCAAAGGCUGUUCAGAGUCUUGGAUAUCAGAGGGGGCAAACAAGAAUCGACAAGGCUUUACAACGUGCCCAUGAUGAUUUGUUUGGCUCUCGAGGUACCUCGCGUCGAGAUGUCCAGCGAGUAGCAAUUGUCAUAACCGAUGGACGACAAGCACAAGUUCCUGAUGCUAUUCCCCUUGACAAGGCUGCCAAACCGUUAAGAGAAGAAGGGGUGUAUGUUAUUGCUAUUGGGAUUGGUUCAGGAGCCGACAGAAACGAGUUGACGCUGUUGGCUGAAGAUGAUGAUGCUGUUUUUAUGACCGAUUCCUUUGAUGGAAUGUUAGGAAAUAUGUCAUCUGUGUCAUUUACGGCUUGUCAAGGUCCUAGAAAACCAACAAGUGCAAACCUAGACGUGGUGUUCGUGGUCGAUUCUUCCAAUCCCGUUACUAACGAAGAUUAUAUCAAAGAGAAAGAAUUUGUGAAAUCGAUGGUGAACACACUCAACUUAUCACCUGGUAAGACCAGGGCAACGUUCAUUACCUACGGUGAAAACCCGCGGGUUAUCGUGAAGUUUGAUGGCUAUCGUGAUGAAUCAGGUUUCAACAGCUUUGUCGAUAGAGCUCCCCGUCAGUCCGGUAGAAGGCGAAUCGACCGCGCUUUGGACUCCGUUGCAAACGUCUUACGAGAAUCUCGUCCAGGUGUUUCAAAAGCUGUGGUUCUUUUAACCGCGGGAAGACAGACUCCUGCUCGCGACGCAAAAGCAUUAGACGACGCUGCCAAACCUCUUCGCGAUCUUGGCGCUAAGACAUAUGUCAUCGCCAUUGGACGUGAACCUAGCAGAGUAGAGCUGUUACCAGUCGUGGACAAACCCGAAGAUAUUUUUUCGGGAGUCACAUUUGAUGGGCUGGCGUCACGUGUCACACCAAUCGCAAGAAUUGUUUCACAUGGAAAAGCUUCACCAACACCUGAAAAACUAACCGCCGAUAUCCUAUUCCUUAUCGAUUCCUCCGCGUCAGUGUCAAAUCUGGACUAUCAAAAAGAAAAAGACUUCGUCAAAUCAAUGGCAAAGUUUCUCAAUGUAUCUCCCGGCAAGUCCAGAGCAGCAGUGGUCACCUAUGGAGAAAGACCCCAACUUGUGUCAAGUUUUACAUCCUAUCGUUCUUUGCCCGAAUUUGAGAGAUUGGUGGAUAGGUCUCCCCAGAUGCGAGGGGAACGAAGAAUCGAUAAAGUACUUGAAGCAGCCCAAACAAUCCUUAAUAGUGCAAGAAAAACAGUUCCGAAAAUAACAGUUCUUUUAACGGCAGGAAGACAGUAUCCGGCCGUCGAUGCUAAAUCAUUAAAAGAGGCAUCUCAACCGUUACGAGAUCUUGGUUCAAAGACUUUUGUCAUCGCUAUAGGCAGACAACCAGACCAACAGGAGCUGCUCCCAGUCGUCGAUCAGCCACCUGAUAUAUUCUCAGUAAUUUCUUUUGAUGCUUUAAGAACACAAGAUAGAUUAAUCGCCAAGGAAAUUGCGAAAAGACCAGAGCCCAAGGUUGCGCCUGAUUACAUCACAGAUGUCCUCUUCCUUAUUGACUCAUCCUUCGAAGUUAACAACCAACAAUACACAGUAGAAAAGGAUUUCGUGAAAUCCAUACUAGACUCCUUGAACGUUGCUCCACAGAAAUCUAGAUCUGCUGUAAUAACCUAUGGCGACCGUGCAUCUCUAGUCGCAAAGUAUGAUUCUUACAGAACCACUCAAGGACUGAAACGUAUGAUUGAUGGCGCUCAGGCUGUUGGUGGUGCAAGACGAAUUGAUAGAGCUUUGGAUGCAGCCUCUGCAAUGAUUUCAGAGUCAAGAAAAGAUGUUCCAAAAAUUGUUGUCCUAUUAACGGCAGGACGACAUACCCCUGCUCUUAAUUCAAAGCAAUUGAGUGUUGCUGCUGGGCCGUUGAGAGAUAAGGGAGCAAGAACCUUUGUCGUAGCCAUUGGCAGAGGUCCAGAUAAGAAUGAACUUCGUCCGAUUGUGCAAGAAGAAAAAGAUAUCUUAACGUUUCCUUCGUACGAGGUUUUAAAGCCACAAGCUCCAUAUGUUGCAAAAAAACUAUCAAGUACUACCGUGGUUGAAACAAAACCUAAACCAGUCGACCCCAAUUUCAAAGCAGAUGUUGUAUUCCUGGUUGAUUCGUCCUUCUAUGUCAGCCAGCCAAACUUCCAAAUCGAAAAGGAUUUCGUCAAGUCAUUUGGUAAGGCAUUGAACGUGGAACCAAGCAAGUCAAGAGCAUCUGUUAUCACCUACAGUUCCAAUGCACAAAGGGUCUUUGGUUUCAACGAUUACACUAGCACAUCACAAUUUGAGAGCCUAGUGGACAGUACACCUUAUCUAGGUCGAUACAGGCGAAUGGACAUAGCCAUUGAAGAAGCUGACAGAGUCUUGCAACUCGCAAAAAAUGAUGCUCCCAAGAUAGUCGUAUUGUUGACAGCUGGACAAGAUGUUCCUGCAGGAAGAUCCUUGGAAGAAGCCGUCAAACCUCUUCAAGGGCGUGGUGCUAAGAUCUUCAUUGUUGCUAUUGGCGACCAACCUGAUGUUGCAUCUCUUAACCGUGCAGUAGAGAAACCAGAGGAUGUUUUCAGGAUACUAACAUACAGUCAACUUCCUACGCGAGUAAAUGAUACAGCCACCAAAGUCGUAAAACGAGCUGGAUCAGCAGUACCGGACAGUUUCUCCACCGAUAUAGUAUUUUUGAUAGAUUCUUCAUUUACUGUCACUGUGGAUGAUUAUCUGAAGGAAAAGGAAUUCGUCAAAAGGCUGGGAGACAUACUAAAUGUAGCUCCUGGGAAGUCUAGGGCGUCAUUGAUAUCCUACGGCACAAACCCCGUGCGUGUUUUCAGCCUUGGACAGUACCAAACAACUAAAGAUUUCAAGGACAGAGUAGAUAGAGCACCUACUUUAGGAGGUUUAAGACGAAUUGACAGAGCCUUUGCAGAAUCAGCGAAUGAACUAAAAAGGUCCCCAGACGGUGGGUCUAAAGUGGUCGUAUUACUUACUGCUGGAAGACAAACACCAGGGGCCCAGGAGCUUGGAAGUGCUUCGAAACCUCUACGAGACCUCGGUGCAGCUGUUUAUGCUGUUGCAAUUGGCAGCCAGCCAGACAAUCAAGAGCUUCUUCCCGCCGUUCAAAAACUUGAAAACAUCUUCCGAGUCCCUUCAUCUUCUGAACUGCCAAAUAUCUUGUGGGCAAUAUCAAAGAAUAUAUCCGAAACGCCAAGACCUACGCCAACAGAUUUCAAUGCAGACAUACUUUUCAUCAUGGACGCUUCAGUCGACCCCAGAGACUACAGCAAGGAGAAGAACUUCGUAAAAGAGCUGGCAAGGCAAAUGAACAUUGUACCUGGCAAAUCUAGGGCCUCUGUUUUAGCAUACGGCACAAGUCCUUAUCUUAUUUCUAAGUUAGGAGGCUACACAUCUAUAGCUGACUUUGAGAGACUAGUAGAUUCUGCUUUAACUUUGAGUGGUCCUCGACGCAUCGAUUCUGCAUUACAAGUUGCACGUCUAGUAUUUAACGAAGCGAGACCUAACAUUCCAAAGAUAGCUGUGUUAGUCACGGCAGGAAGGCAGGAUCCAAAUGGACCAAGACUCGAUGCUGGUGCUGAGCGUCUUAGAAGAAGUGGGGUGAAAACAUUUGUAGUCGCCAUUGGAAGCACACCCGACUCUCGCGAACUUCAACCAGUCGUCGAAAAGCAAGAGGAUAUGUUUAGAAUUUCUUCUUUUGACCAGUUAUCACCCGAGACUCGUUCUGUGGCUGAGAAAAUCAUCAACCGCAAAACUGCUACAGUUCCAUCCGACUUCUCCGCAGAUGUUGUUUUCUUAGUCGACGGUUCUCUGUCUGUCAGCCAAAACCAGUUUGACCAAGAAAAAAGCUUUGUUAAGUCCAUGGCAAAGACUCUCAACCUCUCUCCAUCUCAGACAAGAGCUGCGUUUGUAACUUACAGUACACUUCCUAGAACCAUCGCACAACUUCGUGGAUACACAACCCAGCAAUUUAACCAAAUCGUUGACAGAGCUCCUGUACUUAGAGGCACGAGACGGGUCGACCUUGCCAUUGAUGAAUCAGCUAGAAUUCUAAAAACCAAUGGACAGAAACAAAAGAAAAUAGUGGUUUUGCUUACCGCAGGCCGUCAAACCCCAGGAAGCAAGUCUUUGAGAACAGCAGCACAGCCACUUCGAGACAUCGGAGCUGAUUUGUACGUCAUGGCUAUUGGAUCGCUAGUGAACAUCGAGGAAUUACUGCCAGUUGUUGACAAACCAGAAGAUAUCUUCCGAAUUCCUUCUCAUGAAGUGUUGUCGGAGCAAUUCAAGCCGAUAUCGGCAGAGAUCGCAAAAAGAGCCGGAACCAGAUCGUUGGUACCAGAAGACUUCUCAGCUGAAAUAGUAUUCCUAGUCGAUGCUUCAGUUACAGUUACUGCAUCAAACUUUGAACUCGAGAAGGAAUUCGUUAAAACGGCAUCAAAAAGUCUGCAGGUCUCUCCAGACAAGACCCGCGCAGCUGUCAUAGCAUACAGCAACAACAUAGAAAAUGUUGUUGAACUCGGAAAAUACCAGACUUUGGCUGAUUUUGAGUUCAAAGUAGACAGUGCAAGACUUCUUGGAGGUGUAAGACGAAUGGACAAAGCAUUGGAAAGCGCUGCAGAUACUCUUAAGAAUUCUCGUCCAGGCGUUCCGAGACUGGUUGUAUUAUUGACCGCUGGACAGCAAAUUCCAGGCGCAAGUUCACUAGAUAGAGCAGUCCAGCCAUUGAGGACGCUGGGUGCCCAGACUUUCGUUGUAGCCAUUGGCAAUCAGCCAGAUACUCGAGAACUAGAAAAGGCCGUAGAAAGGCCUGAAGAUCUGUUCAGAGUGGCAGGGUACGAGAAACUCCCUGGUGACGCCAACCGCAUCGUUAUUAUUCUUUCUAGAAGAGCAAGCGUGCCACAACCAAAAGACUUUACUGCAGACAUUGUAUUUAUGAUAGACGCUUCUUCGUCCGUCAAUCAAAAUGAUUACAGAACAGAAAAAGACUUUGUCAAAGCUCUCGCAAAACUGUUAAAUGUUGCUCCGGGGAAAUCCAGAGCAUCGCUUGUAACCUAUAGCAAUGAUCCAAGUGUGGUUUUCAAGCUCAACGGAUACAGAAAUACAUUGGACUUUGAACAACAAAUAGACAGGACACCCUUGCUAGGAGGAUCAAGAAGGAUGGACAAAGCUUUAGAAACCGCGGGAACAAUUUUGAACGAUGCCCGAAGAAAUGCACCCAAGAUUGCAGUUUUGCUAACAACUGGCAGACAAACCGCCGAGAGAGAUACGAAAUCACUUGACGAAGCAAUAAAGCCAUUAGAUUCUGUUGGAGCCAAAACGUACGUUAUCGCUAUUGGCAAGAAGCCAGACAUCCGGGAACUUAGUCUGGCGGUUAAGAAGAUAGAAAAUGUAAUACAGGUGUAUUCAUUCCGAGAUCUUCUUGCCAAAAUACAACCUGCAGCGCAAAAAAUGAUCAAAGAAACUCAAUCUGCGAUUCCAGAACCACUUGAUGCAGACAUUGUCUUCUUGGUGGAUUCGUCUUCCUUCGUUAGUUUUAGCAAUUUUGAAAGAGAAAAAUCCUUUGUCAAAUCCUUGGCGCACUUCCUUAAUGUGAACCCUGGAAAGUCAAGAGCAUCUGUAGUUUCUUUUAGCGCGAGUCCACAGCUUAUCUUUAAAUUCUACGAUUAUAGAUCUCAAAGAGAAUUUAACACUUCGGUAGAUGGAGUGCCGUACCUAUCAGGAAGGUCAAGGAGAAUCGACAAAGCUCUAGACGAAGCUGUUAAUAUCUUCAAAGAAGCUCGACCUGACGUAGCAAAGAUCCUAGUUCUUCUAACAUCUGGUGCCCAAACCCCUGAGCAAGGAGCUAAAGACCUACAAACUGCCUUUGAGCCAUUGCGCAAGCAGGGCGUCAAGAAUAUGAUCAUUGCUGUUGGUAGUAAUAUCGAUGGGAAAGAGUUUGAGAAAAUUUUGGAUCAACCAAAAGAUCUGUUGAGAGUGAAUUCGUUUGUGUCUUUGCUAACUCAAGGGAAAGAUAUCAGUGAUAAAAUUACUAUGAGUUUGAUGGAACCAGUGGAUCUAAUAUCAGAUAUUGUGUUUGUCGUGGACUCGUCAUCUACAGUAGACCGACCAAACUACAAAAAAGAAAGAGACUUUGUCAAGUCUUUAGCAAGAGCAUUAAACGUCGCAAAUGGAAAAUCCCGAGCAAGUGUCAUAACCUACGGUAGAAACACACGAGUGGAAACAAAAUUCGACGACUACAGAACCACCUCUGAACUUGAACAAAUUGUUGAAGACGCCCUGUACAUGGGCGGGGCAAGAAGAAUGGACCGCGCCUUGGAAUCAACAGCUCAAGUGCUAUGGCUUGCCAGAUCCCAGGCAAAAAAGAUUGUAGUCUUUUUUACUGCUGGUAGACAAGGGCUUGGUGCUAAGUCGUUAGAAUCUACAGUCAGGCCUGUGUAUGAACGCGGUGCCAAGGUCUUCGUAGUUGCGUUUGGAGAAGAACCCGACAUCAAAAAACUGACCACUCUUGUGGAACAACCAGAAGAUGUUUUCAGAGUUCCGUCGUUUGAUGGUUUGAAAAAACGAGUUGUGCCUACGAGUAGGGUCAUUGCGGCGCGAUCAGGUUUAACCAAAGUCUUACCCAAAAAGUCAAUGGCGGACAUUGUCUUCCUGGCUGACUCAUCUUCAGACGUGCCAAGAUGGCGUUUCGAUGAGCAAAAAGAGUUUGUUAAAAAACUUUCUAAAACCUUCAAUAUUGCUCCGGAUGGCUCGCGCGCAUCGUUCAUUUCCUAUGGCAGUGCGCAAAUUCUUGUCGGAGGAUUCCAUAACGCGCCAUCAGGGUUUGACUCUGCUGUGACAUCCACAUCGUACGUUGGUGGCAACAGAAGACUUGACCUAGCCGUCAAUGCAGCAUUAAAGCUUUUCAGAGAAUCCCGUCCUGGCGUCUCCAAAGUUCUGGUUCUCAUCACAGCAGGAAGAAACAGCCCAGGGUCUGCACCUUUGAACUCUUUCACUCGAAAGCUCCGAGAACUUGGCGUAAAUACUUACGUGAUUACCAUAGGAACGCUUCCUGACGCUGACAGCUUGCUGCCAAUCGUAGACAAGAGAAGUGAUAUCAUUCCUGUAACAUCCUAUGAUAGGUUACCUUCUCGAUUCAGUGAUAUACAGUUGAUCAUUCUUCAGAGUUUCAAGCCUGUUAAACCAUUGGAUCUCUCAGCAGACGUCAUUUUUAUGAUUGACACGUCCAGCGAUGUCAGUCCAGAAACCAUCAAACUGGAGAAAGAUUUCGUAAAGACGCUGUCAAAGCAGUUCAACAUUGCUCCAGGAAAAACAAGAGUUGCUUUGAUAGUGUAUGGGGGCAGAGGAGAAGCGUUUGUUAAGCUCGACAGCGGCAGUUCUCCUUCAGACUUUGCAUCCCUCGUGGAUCGCGCUCCAACUAUCGGAGGUCGAAGACGCAUGGAUAAAGCGUUGGAUACUGCAUCCCUUAUCCUAACAGGCUCACGUCCGAGAGUUCCUAAAAUCACCUUCCUAUUGACAGCAGGACCACAGGCACCGGGAACGCCUGACAAAUAUUUGAGCACGGCAGCGAGGCUAUUACGAGACAUGGAUACAAGGACGUAUGUAAUAUCUAUUGGUAAUCAAGUAAUAGAGCGAGAGAUCAACAGCAUUCCAGAGAAACCGAGGGAUAUCAUAAGGGUUUUGUCAGGCACUGACCUUCCAUCGAGUGUAGUUUCUGUGUUUAAUGUCAUUGUCCAGGAUUAUGGAAAACUAGGUCCAGUAGGUCACAUGUACGAUGUUGUUUUUGUCAUCGACUCUUCCUCUACCGUUGUACCACAAGACUUUGAAAGACAAAAACAGUUCGUCAAAUCAUUCGCCCGUCAGUUCGGCAUAUCACGUGACAGAUCACGUGGGGCUCUAGUAACAUACGGCGCAUAUGCAAACCUCGACGUUCGGUUUGACGGCUACGAAAAUCUAGACGACUUCGACGCAGCCGUUGACGGAGCCACGCGUGUUGGAGGAGAACGAAUGAUGGGCCGAGCAUUAGAUAUGGCAUCGAGAGUCCUUCACGAAGCACGACCAAAAGCCUAUAAAGUAGCCAUUCUUUUCACGGCAGGAAGACAGAGUCAGAACGCAGGUUCUUGGUUUAUGGAAUGGGCUUCUCGUUCGUUGAAAAAUAUUGGCGCAAAGACGUAUGUCGUUGCUAUUGGCAACCAACCAGACUCCAGAGAGCUUAGACCGCUUGUUGAUCGAGACAGUGACAUCUUGUCAGUUAUUUCAUUAGCUAACAUCGGUGACCUCACGGGCAGAACGAUUACCACGGUAACAGAUGGAACAGGUCCAUUGAAGCCCUCAAACGUCACCUCAGAUAUCGUGUUCCUCACCGACUCAUCAUCAGCAGUCACCACCCAAGACUACACCGUACAAAAGGAAUUCGUCAAGAACCUCGCACGAACCAUGUCAGUCACCCCCGGCAAAUCACGUGGAGCACUCAUCACUUAUGGUUCGUUCCCUCGAACUGUGUUUGGGUUUGAUGGAUAUAAAACCACGCAAGACUUUAACAGGAAUGUAGAUAAUGCGCCUUACAUUGGAGGAUCCCAGCAGAUCGAUACUGCUCUAAAUGCCGCUAAAACUCUUCUUGAUAGAGGGAACUCUCAAGCCGUCAAGGUAAUCGUACUUCUGACGUCAGAUACCCAAAUGACGGAUGAUACAAGAAGACGUCUGAAUGAAGUAACGAAAACUCUACGGUCAUCUGGUGUGUUGACGUAUGUUAUUGCGAUUGGUAGCCGGUCAAAUGUCAAGGACUUGAGCACAAUCGUGGACAGACCCGAUGACGUAAUGACAGUCAAACAAUUCAUCGAUCUACGACCAUACGUGGACAGUGCCGUUCGACAGAUCAUGAAUGGUGUGACUUCACGACUUGACUUCAAAGCUGACAUUGUUUUCAUGACGGAUGGUUCCAGUGAAGUGAGUAGCGCAAUUUUUGCGCGAGAAAAAGAACUCGUGAAGACCUUGGCGCGCUACUUCAACGUCAAACCAGGAGCUUCCCGUGCAGCGGUCUUGGUGUAUGGUUCUUCGUCUACCGAAGUCCUCCGAUUUGGAGCAGAUCAGUCCUUAUCUACCUUUGAUUUUGCUGUUGACCGAGCGCGAUUAGUCGGUGGGUCACGUCGAAUCGAUCGAGUUCUUGAAUCCGCUGCUCGGCUUUUCUUCGCCGCUCGUAAGGGCGUUCCCAAGAUUGCCGUACUUCUAACAACUGGAGGGCAAGCGGAGGAACUUGGGGCCAAACCAUUGGAGGUCGCUAGGCAACCGUUGACAGAUCUUGAUGCACGGCUUUAUGUCAUCGGGAUUGGUCAAAGGGCUGAUGUUCUUCAGAUGAAUAAGAUUGCUUUGUCGCCAAAUGAUGUGUUUGUACUGCGAUUACCAAGUGAUCUGCUGUCAAAGGUGUCGACCAUAACCCAGCACACAAAGAAGACAGCCAACCAAGGUAAAGUUCGUCGGCCACUUCCUCCCACUGAUGCCAUCUUCCUCAUUGACUCGUCCGACGAAGUGACAACUGAUGAAUAUGAAAGACAGAAAGACAUCAUCAAAUCCAUCACACGAUCAUUUGACAUUGGAUUGACCAACACCAGGGUAGCGGUAAUUGCCUAUAGUGACCGUGGAAGGAAUGUAAUAGAGUUUGACACGCACGGUAACAUUCUAGACCUUCAUAAGGGUAUAGAUACCAUCCCUUACCUCGGUGGAAGGAGACGACUCGACGUGGCCGUCACAGAGGCUAACGCGUUGUUAUCUGAAACGCGACCCAAGGCCAAUAAAGUCGUCUUCCUUCUUACAACCGGUCGCCACAGACCAGAGUUUGGAUCGACUCCUCUCCGUACCGCUGCUCUACCUCUACGCGACAAGGCUCAAGUGUUUGUCAUUGGCAUUGGUUCUCGACCAAACGUUCAAGAACUUCAACAACUAACGAGCAGAGAUGGAAAUGUGUACAUGAUUCCUUCAUUAGGAAAAAUGUUUCCUCAGAUUGAGGUCAUACAGAUACAAGUGACUUCAGGUAUAGAAAGUCCAAAACAAAUGUCAGAUCAAAAAAUCGACCUCUUAUUCGUGGUCGAUUCCUCGGAUAGCGUUGGAAGAACCAAUUUCCUCAAGUCUAAAGAAUUUGUCAAAGCAUUCGUCAGAGCUUUUCAAGUUUCCCCUGAUAAGACACACGUGGCUUUGAUCAGAUUUGGUGACACCGCGGAACUCAGCAUCCGGUUUGGCGAGUACACAAACAUCGGAGAGUUUAACCGGGCAGUUGAUAAUGUUGGUUUUGUUGGAGGACCAAAGAGACUAGAUAAAGCUCUUGUUCUCGCUGCGCGCGUUUUACCAAAGGCACGUCCAAGUUCAAAGAAAAUCGCAAUCAUUAUAUCUGACGGAAAGCAGACUCAAGGACCUGGAGUCGAACCUCUGGAUUUUGCAGCGCAACCUUUACACGGGAUUGGCGCCAAAGUUUACGUCAUUGGAACAGGGCAACAAGUCGACAUACCGAAUCUGCAAAAGAUCAUCCAGAAACCGGGAGAUCUGUUCGUAAGCAGGUCUUACGAUGAUUUGAUACAACAGAUACUUUAUUUGAUGAGGCAUAUGACGAAAGGUCCAGCAACAAGUCCACCGGGUUACAUCUCAGACGUCAUGUUCUUGGUUGACUCAUCUGAUUCCUUAACCAACCGAGAGUUUGAGUACCAAAAAGAUUUCCUUCGAGAAAUAUCCAGGCGUCUUCGCGUAUCUCCGGUUGCCACACGAGCUGGAUUCAUAACAUAUAACGACAAUGCGCAACUCCGUAUGAACUUUAAUUCGUAUAACACAACAGCCGAGUUUUAUUAUCAGCUAUCGCAGAUACGUAGGGAAGGAGGUGGUCGGAGACUUGAUAAAGCUAUAGAGUUAGCUGGACAGACGUUUGCUGGAGUGCGUCGAAACGCGGCAAAACUCUUGAUCAUCUUCGCUAAAGGCAGUGCAAUAACAGAUCCAGACUCUAAACCACUUUCGGAGGUCAUGAGACCCCUGAAAAACCAAGGUGUAGUGAGUAAUGUUCUUGCUAUCGGGUCUGAAGUAGAUGUUGAACAACUGACUAGCAUUGCUUUAAGGCCUGAGAAUAUUCUUAUUGUGGAUAGCUAUGGCGCGCUGAGGAACCAAGUCGAGAGGAUCUGGAAGCAUAUUGUCGGUACAACCGUAGUCAGUUGCAACAAAACACUUGACGUCGGUAUUGUAAUGGACUCCUCUGGAAGCCUGGGACCGAUUCACUACUCCAAGGAACGAGACUUCAUUAAGUCCAUCAUCCGGGAACUGAUCACAGCUUCUCCGCGCAGUCGCGUCGGCAUCAUACCUUUCAGUGACAAUGCUGAAGUUGCGAUCAACUUUGAAGACUUUGAGUCGAUGUCCACGUCUGCUCUUGAUGCUAGUAUUGAUGGUCUUCCAUAUGAACAAGCAAGGACUCGAAUAGAUAGAGCCCUUGAUACGGCUAAUAGGGGACUAUUCACUACUAAACGAUACGGGGUACCACAGGUACUAAUUCUGAUUACAGACGGGCGACAAUCUAAAGAUCUCGGGUACACACCUGUAGAUCAGGCAAUAAUUCCUCUCAGAAACAAAGGCAUCAAGACUCUGACUGUUGGCAUUGGUAAAUACGUUGAUCUGGAAGAACUCAAGCUCCUUACCACUGACAAUAUGAAUAUAUUUAUUGUGGGCGCGUUUGAUGAAUUAGAGGGAAUUGUCAGAGGACUGGUGACUAGAUCCUGUUCUUUGUAAGAAGAAAACUGAAUAUAUUUAAGUGAAUAUACUGGGCUGCCUUUCAUAACCUUUCAAUUACUAUAACAACAAGGAUCAUUCAAGUUUUCAAAACCAACUAUGAGAAGCUGGCAUCUCGAGGUCCAUUUGGUACAUCUCACAUAUCCAGGUUCCAUUCGUGCGAUAUGUAUUCUACCAACAGGACAAAAUUUUAGACUCUAAAACUCAAGUUGUAAGGGUGGUAUAAGAUUUUUAUCCAAUAGAAGUCAGAACCAGCCAGGCUCAGUAUUGGGACUUUUUUAUAAAGAUAAUUCAUUUAUCGAAAUUAAGAAUAAGCAUGGUUUUCUACAACAGCCAGGUAUCUAGCUAUUUUUCUUCUUUUUAUCUGUUACAUUGUUCGCAUGGAAUUACGAUAGGUUAGUAAACAAAAAGGAAAUUUAUAUUAUAUCCAAUCGGCACACUAAAUAAAGUCUUACGAUAGAUUAGUAAACAAAUCCUACUGGUCGAGUAAAGGAAAUUUAUAUUCUAUCAAUCCAAUCGGCACACUAAAUAGAGUGUUAAUUUCUCAAUAAAAAUGUUAUUCAUCA